AGGAGGCAGAAGAGCAACAGAAAGAGAGAGAGAGGUACAGAGAGACAGGAGGAGAGCUCAGAGUAAUCGUAGGAGGACAGAGAAGGGAACUUGUGUCAGCGUGGGAGCUGUCAGUGCCUGCAGCAAGAGAAUGACAUGCUGGAUAAAGGGGCAGCGAUGAUGUCCAGUACCACAUUUAAAAUGUCCAGGUCACAGUGAGAGCCUCCUGUCAUAACAGCACUAGUUCCAUCAAAAUCCAUCAGAAGAAGCAGACAGCAUGCAAAACCUCCGGCAUGCAGCUUCUGAGGCUUUCCAGCGUCUCGGGUUAAAACAAAGACAUCUGGGCUAUGAGGAGCUGGGUGAGCUGGACGGGGUGGAGAAACCACAGCCGCACUGGUUUCACACGCUGCAGGUGCGACGGCUCAGAGUUCAGAGGGGCCGCAGUAACAGCGAUCCUAUGGGAGGAAAGAGCUUCCAGCAAGAGUUUCAGUGGAAAACUGGCCUGCAGUUUGGGAAUGCAACAUCUUAUUUGAAUCUUGAAAAACUUGGAGAGGGCACAUAUGCCACAGUGUACAAAGGAAUUAGCAGGAUAAAUGGUCAUCUUGUGGCUUUAAAGGUGAUUCACAUGAAAACUGAGGAAGGAAUUCCAUUCACAGCUAUUAGAGAAGCCUCCUUGUUAAAGGGUCUUAAACAUGCCAACAUAGUCUUGCUUCACGACAUCAUUCACACGCGAGAGUCUCUCACCUUUGUCUUUGAGUAUGUGCAAACAGAUUUGGCUCAAUACAUGAUUCAGCAUCCUGGUGGACUUCACUCAUACAAUAUCAGACUCUUCAUGUUUCAGUUGCUGCGAGGAUUGUCUUACAUCCACAGCAGAAGAAUUCUGCAUCGAGACCUCAAACCUCAGAAUUUGCUCAUCAGCUAUUUGGGGGAGCUCAAAUUAGCAGAUUUUGGUCUGGCCCGAUCUAAGUCCAUACCGUGCCAAACGUACUCUGCCGAGGUUGUGACUUUAUGGUACCGCCCGCCAGAUGUUCUCAUGGGCUCCACAGAUUACUCCACAGCCCUGGACAUCUGGGGAGCCGGCUGCAUUUUUAUUGAGAUGCUACAGGGGUCACCAGCGUUUCCUGGAGUAGCUGAUGUCUUUGAGCAGCUGCUGAAGAUUUGGACAGUCCUCGGGGUCCCGACCGAGGAGAGCUGGCCAGGUGUCAGUGAUCUGCCCAACUAUAAACCAGAGUGGUUCCUGCCCUGCAAGCCCCAGCAAUUUCGAGAUGUCUGGAAAAGACUCGCUCAGUUACCUUACAAGACGGAGGAUUUGGCCCAGCAGAUGCUGAUGAUGAAUCCAAAGGACAGGAUUUCAGCCCAGGAUGCAUUGCUACACCCAUAUUUCAACACUCUUCCACCUCCGUUAAUGCAUAUAAGGGACACUGUAUCCAUCUUUAAGGUGCCGGGCGUGAGGUUAGAGACGGAAGCGAGGGAUAUCUUCAGCCCCAGCAGACGAAUGAAAUCACCUCUUGCUCCGCUGGCCAAGUGCUGGUGAAAGACUCGCCUUUGUAAAUAGUUGGUGUGCUUGUAAAACCAAAAACACACCAGCAUGAGUAAACGUGACAUUGUUACAGCAUGACAGUCAGUUUGUAUGUUGUCUAUUCAGAUUGAAAUCAAAAAUAUUUAUGAAAGGAAAUCCUGAUUCUGUUUCAUAAAAUUCAUGUUUUUACAUUUUGGAACAGUAUUACCUAAAAAUGUUUUACAGUUAAUACAUACAUUCCAUGUUUGAAAUCCAUCAUAUUUUUUAAAAUAAGAGCGGAUGCGGCCAUUUGUAACUUGAAUGUUCAAGGCUUCCAGUGUCAUUUUAGCUGUAUUCGAAAAAUAUUCCUUUAUGCUGCUUGAUGUUGCAAACUGGUAUUAGUCAUCAUAUUAUUUUAAUUUAUUAUCAUAAUGAAAAACAUACCAGCUUGUAGCAGUUUUACCAUUUACUGCUUUCUUAUUCUUCCAGUUAUCUACCUGGAGUAGCCAAUGAAUCAGAAGUCUUGCAUAUUCACAAAAAAUAGCAUAAUAAGUUAGAUACCAUCAUAUUUAUUGAGAGAGGAUCACAUACGUCUGCUUUCCUGCCUCUCUGCAAACUGAUGUCCAGAGACUGUUUACAGCACACUUUCAUUGUGAAUAAGUUUAAAUUAAAUGCACUUAUUAAUUUUAUACGUAAAUUAGUUUUUGUAUAUAUUGCACAGAGAAGAGAACAAGAAUGUUUGAGAGAGAUGAUUUGGGAAUAUGAUAUGAAAAUAUGUGGAAGAAUAUACCUACUAAUAUUUCAAAGCUCUAUUGUGUAGUGUGCAGGUGAAAAAAAUGACUUGUAUGCAUUCAUAAAACACACCUGGAGAGAGUCUCACCUGAAAUUACCUGUUUUUGUACAGCACAUACUCAUAUUUCUCCUGUACGCUGUUGGCCGAAACAUGUUCGGAACUGUUUUUAGCUGUGUUUGUAUCAAGUUCAUAAUUAAUACUUUAAGUAUCUUUACAUUUUUUUACAUAUUAGCAAUGUCAGUGUACUAAAGGAGAGAUGUACAGCAAUAUUGGUCACUAACAUUUAAAAAAGCGUUUCAAAUAAUAGAAACAAUCACAUUGCCAGUCACUCAAUGCUGAUGUCAAAAAUGGAUGUGCCUGAGUACGUCCACACACUUUAACAUAAUGCAAUACUGUGAAAACUGUGUAUGUGUUCAUACAAUUGUAUACAAUCCCACUGUCUUGACUUCUGAAUAAAUAUUGUAAAAAUAA
Labeo rohita (rohu) is the source of this 2741-nucleotide messenger RNA. RefSeq names its product cyclin-dependent kinase 15 (gene cdk15). The coding region runs from base 257 to 1513 and encodes 418 amino acids. The transcript is spliced from 14 exons. Gene Ontology annotation, molecular function: ATP binding; cyclin binding; cyclin-dependent protein serine/threonine kinase activity. Gene Ontology annotation, biological process: protein phosphorylation. The record is from RefSeq and is a predicted model, not a curated record. Lineage: Eukaryota; Metazoa; Chordata; Actinopteri; Cypriniformes; Cyprinidae. Gene Ontology annotation, cellular component: cytosol; cytoplasm; nucleus.